UAUUUGUCGAACAUCCGUGUUGCUACAUUUCAAUCUGUUGCAUGCCAUUUAAAGCCCCACUGGGUGGCUUUGAGCCCCAACUUCGCAUUCAAUCAUAUCUGCGACUAACAAAGCAGUGACAUGGCAUACAAGUAACAAGAGUGAUGGCCACUUAUCAAUUACAGAAAACUGAUUUCAACGGACUUCUGAUGAGUCCAUAUAGUUUCGAAUGCAAACCCAUUCACAUUCCGGGAGAUCAAGAGAUCAAACUCCAGUGACACGCUAGGAACACAAACAAUACCAUGUCGUGGGUGUAAUUAAAAUUGGACGGCCAUAAAGUUCCAUAAUAUUUCCGACAUUUAGAGCGGUCUAAUGGAUGACCGUCUGGCCAGUGGAGUUUCAGCAAUCAAUUGAGCCGAACGAUCACUGAUCGCUGCAGCCAAAUACCGCUUAAUGCGCAAAUAAUUGUGGAUUUCGGGGGAAACGAGGCCAGCGAAAGUUCCAUAUAAAUAGGGGUUAGGCCGUCCAGGAGUUUUCAAACUCAUCCAAAACGUGGAGUGAACAGAAUGUUGCGUCUGAUCUGCGUGUUCCUGCUCAGCUGCGUGGGCUUCCAGGCAGCCUUGGCUUGUAAUGGCUACAAAGCCAAGCUGGUCAAGAUGGAGAACUGUGCCGGCGAGGAUGCCAUUAUGACGGUGGGCAGUGACUUCAGCCUGAAGCUGAACAAGAAGUGUGAGCUGAUACCCUCGGGCUGUAUCAUCAACAAGCCCUUCGGCACCGCCGUGGCCAAGUUCAAGGUCCAGAAGGAUGGCAUCGUGAUGAAGGAGGGCAAGAUCGAUCUGUGCGCCGCCAUUGACCAGGCCACCACCGAAGGCAAGGAUAUGCUGAAGCUCUUCGGAGCACCAUCCUCCUGUCCAGUGGCCGAGGAGAAGGUGUGCGCCAACGAUCACUCCGUGGAUCUGAGCAAGUACAAGGCCAUGUUGGGCAUGGCUCGCGGUCACCUCAUCAUCGAUUCGGAGGUCAAGCAUGACACGGGCAAGUCCUGCAUGCAUGCCGAAAUCGAGAUCACCAAGAACUAGUGGCGGAAUCCGAUCGGUGGUCUUAUGUUUGUGUUAUGAGUCUUGCAAAUCAUGUAGUUGUAAAUACGAGGGCAAUCAAAACUGGUAAUGCGGUGCACACACAGUGAUUAAAUAUACAGAAAAUACCGAAUUGAAA
Molecule: messenger RNA, 1191 nt
Organism: Drosophila simulans
Lineage: Eukaryota; Metazoa; Arthropoda; Insecta; Diptera; Drosophilidae
Exons: 3
Coding region: 546-1055 (169 amino acids)
Source: RefSeq, a predicted model, not a curated record